AUGACAAAGAAACCAACAACUCUGACAGAACUGCAAUUCCACGAUCAUAUUCAUGGGAGAUACCCUACAAGCCAAGGUAUUCACUGUGGCAAGAACAAAUUUAAGGCCACUUUCAGCACUGAAAAAUUCAGAAGGUACAGCUACGAGGAAAGUACUGUAGGAAAUUACGACAGGUUUCUCAAGAGCAGCAGAAACCCCUUUCAUCCUUACAAGAGGCAGAUCAGUGAAGAUGUCUUCCAGGAAGCACACCAAGCUCUGCAAGCGGAAGGUCCACCCUUCAAAACUGCUAGAAGCAUCGAUGGUUUUGAGGGGCUGCCGGGAUCUACAGGCACUGAUGAGUCAGAGUCAUUUCCUACACACAUUCCAAACAUCUCCACGGAACAAACAUGGUGCAAUAACAUCCAAUACAACACGACAAGUCAAGAUCACGGUUCACAAGUCAUGCAGGAUUCAGACAUCAAGCUUAGAACAUCCCCACUGGAAGGACAACCUGGUCUAUAUUGUUAUCAGCCUCAAGUGCAGCAGAUGUAUUGCCCCUCACAUCCCUUCCAUCAGCAGUAUCCCUCGGGAGGCAGCUAUCCUGUGACUUACAUUGCUUCUUCACACUACCCUUACCAGAGAAUUGCUCCUCAAAGCAGCCAGGAAUCCCAGCAGCCUCUAUUUCCCAAACCCAUCUACUCCUACAGCAUCCUGAUCUUCAUGGCACUCAAAAACAGCAAGACAGGAAGUUUGCCGGUCAGUGAGAUUUACAAUUUCAUGACAGAACACUUUCCUUACUUUAAGACAGCUCCAGAUGGCUGGAAGAAUUCUGUACGCCACAACUUAUCCUUGAACAAAUGCUUUGAGAAAGUUGAAAACAAGUCAGGCAAUUCUUCUCGGAAAGGCUGCCUAUGGGCUCUGAAUCCAGCUAAAAUUGAUAAAAUGCAGGAAGAGCUUCAGAAAUGGAAGAGGAAAGACCCAGUUGCUGUAAGGAAGAGUAUGGCAAAGCCAGAAGAACUUGACACACUGAUAGGCGAUAAAAGUGAAAAGCUGAGAUCUUCAAUCAUGUCCUGCAGUCCAACUGGCAUUGCAAGUGCAUCCCUUUCCAGGCAGAUGGCAGUCCAGCCCCAUUCUUUAUGCGAGUCCUCUCUCUCCUCCGGUAUACCACAGCCCUUGCACGCUAUCCAUACAUCAGGAGCUCUACACGUCAAGAAUCCCUUACCCAAUUUACUGGGAGGGCAGCAAACUGCAUGUUAUACAUCACCCCAGGGUUUUCCUCAACUCUCAAGUACGUUAAUGCAACAGUCCCCUGACCCUCAGACCCUGUUCCCUUCUGGGGAAGCUCAGAGCGAACUCAGAACUCAACCCAGCAUCACCCAGGAUUCUCCGUUGCCUGCCCAGACUCCCCCCACCUGUAGCGUGAAGAUGCUGACGGAGCACUCCACAGCCAGGACGAUGCAGGACACACUCAUGCCAGAGGGCGAUCUCAGCAAUGACAUUGAUGCUCUUAAUCCAUCCUUGACCGAUUUUGAUCUCCAAG
Molecule: messenger RNA, 1519 nt
Organism: Tinamus guttatus (white-throated tinamou)
Lineage: Eukaryota; Metazoa; Chordata; Aves; Tinamiformes; Tinamidae
Source: RefSeq, a predicted model, not a curated record